This is a messenger RNA of Cladophialophora carrionii CBS 160.54, 1182 nucleotides long. RefSeq lists its product as uncharacterized. The transcript is spliced from 4 exons. Bases 1 to 1182 code for a protein of 393 amino acids. Gene Ontology annotation, cellular component: mitochondrion. Gene Ontology annotation, biological process: L-methylmalonyl-CoA metabolic process. Lineage: Eukaryota; Fungi; Ascomycota; Eurotiomycetes; Chaetothyriales; Herpotrichiellaceae. Gene Ontology annotation, molecular function: methylmalonyl-CoA epimerase activity. The record is from RefSeq and is a predicted model, not a curated record.
AUGAAUCAGCCAGACCAGCUGAAGCAUAACAUCACGGAGGAUGCUCUGAAGAAGGGCGACAAGACAAACGCCAAUGGCACCAUCUCCAGAGGCCCCUCUCCCAACCGGGGCGCCUCCGUCCGGGACGUCGACGCCAUAGGACCAGACUCGGAGAGCAAGCGCGAGUGGCAGAAACGGCGGGGCAUCGACACGUCCAAGCAAGUCCGCAUCGUCAAGUUGAAUCACAUGCGAUAUCAACAUCCCGACCUGAACAAGGCGACGACCUUUUUGAGAGACUUCGGCAUGCACGUGGUGAAAAAGGGCGACAACGAGCGAUGGUUCCGCGGCUACGGGCCCGACCAAUACGUCUACUACGCCCGGCAGGGGCCGAAGAAGUUCCUCGGCGGCUCGUUCGAGGUCGAAUCCAAGGAAGAGCUCGAGAAGGUGCUGAAGAUCGAGGGCGCCACCGUGCUCACGGACGGGAUCGAGGAGAUGAAGGACGCCCCCGGCGGAGGCUACAUUGUGUCCAUCGCCGACCCGGAGGGGUUCCCCGUCAACUUCAUCUACGGGCAAGCAGAGGUCAAGGAGGAGAGGGCCAAGCCCGGGAAAUUGCUGGUCAACGACGAGACGGACAAGCCUCGAGUCAAGGCUUUUCAGCGGUACGAGCCCGGUCCGGCCGCCGUGCACAAGCUCGGCCAUUUCGGCAUCAACGUCGACGACUUCCCCGCCCAAAUGGACUGGUACACGCGCAACUUCAACAUCUACCCGUCCGACAUUCUGUACGUGUCGGAAGAGAAGGUCGACCCGGCCACGGGCAAGGCCGCACGUAAGGAGGUCGCGCUCUUCGGGAGCAUCGACCGCGGCCAGACGCCCGUCGACCACCACACGUUCUUCAUGACGACGACGGUGCCGGGCAAGGACAAGCACGUGCACCACUCGUCGUACGAGGUGCACGACUUUGACACCCAGCUGCUGGGCCACCAGUGGCUCGCCGAGAAAAAGUACGAGUCCGUCUGGGGCGUCGGCCGCCACAUCCUCGGCAGCCAGAUCUUCGACUACUGGUGGGACGUGUCCGGGUUCAUGGUCGAGCAUUACGCCGACGGCGACCUGGUCAACGAGGACACCCCCGUCGGCUACGGUCCCGCCGAGCACGAGGGCUUGGCCGUCUGGGGGCCCGAGGUGCCGUCUUCGUUCUUGGAGUGA